Molecule: messenger RNA, 3360 nt
Organism: Colletotrichum costaricense
Lineage: Eukaryota; Fungi; Ascomycota; Sordariomycetes; Glomerellales; Glomerellaceae
Product: phosphatidylserine decarboxylase
Exons: 5
Coding region: 1-3360 (1119 amino acids)
Biological process (GO): phospholipid biosynthetic process
Molecular function (GO): phosphatidylserine decarboxylase activity; calcium ion binding
Source: RefSeq, a predicted model, not a curated record
AUGGUCCGCAUCAUCCCUGGACGACUCAAGUCCAGCUCCUCCCUCCGCAACAGCCGCAGCAGCAGUCCUACGAGAAACAACAGCACCGGCAGCACCAACAGCAAGAUGGAGCUGAGUCCAAAGGAGAAUGGCUUGACCUUGAAGGUCGUCGUUAUGAAGGCUCGAAAUCUUGCCGCAAAAGACAGACGCGGCACAUCCGACCCAUACCUGGUUUUGACACUCGGUGACGCCAAGGUGACCACCCACGAAGUGCCCAAGACUCUCAAUCCAGAAUGGAACGUCAUCGAAGAACUACCAGUCAAUUCGACCCAGAGCCUCCUUCUCGAUGUUAUAUGCUGGGAUAAGGACCGCUUCGGCAAGGACUACCUUGGCGAGUUCGACCUUGCUUUGGAGGAGAUCUUCGCCAACGAGCAAAUCGAGCAAGCCCCGAAAUGGUACCCUCUCAAGAGCAAGAGACCCGGCAAGAAGACCAGCGUGGUCUCUGGCGAGGUCAUGCUCCAGUUCACCCUCUUCGACCAGUCCAACACAGCCGCUUCCCGCGAACAAGUAUUCGAGAAGCUCAAUGCCCUGCUCAACCAGUUGCCUGCGGGCUCCCGACAAAUCACACCGACCAUGACCCCCCUCAUCCAGCCGGUCCAGAAUAUGAGGGUCAGCGGAACAAACCCGUCACCUCCCCUGUCGCGCAACCAAACCGACGCCUACCAAGAAGAUGACGAUGACGAUGAUCUGGAUAUCGAAGAUGAUACUCCCGAGGACGACGAUCCCAGCAAACCCGAAGUCGCCGAGAAACGCAAGCGACGCCUGAGGAUCAAGGGCCUCAAGAAGAAGAGAAGAGACCAAACAUACGAGUUCAAUAAUAGUGGAAGCGACGUUGUGGGAGUCAUCUAUCUUGAAGUCUUGAACAUUACGGAUCUACCCCCUGAGCCCAACUCGACCCGGACUACAUUUGAUAUGGAUCCUUUCGUCGUUGCGUCACUCGGCAAGAAGACGUAUCGGACCAAGCGAGUGCGGCACAAUCUCAACCCGGUCUUCAACGAGAAGAUGAUUUUCCAAGUACAGGGUCACGAGCAGACAUACUCGUUCUCCUUUACCGUGAUGGAUCACGACAAGUACUCUGGAAAUGAUUUCAUCGCCGACUGCUCAUUACCCAUCAGGGAGCUCAUUGACAAGGCCCCCCAGGCAGAUCCCGAAACUGGUCUGUACGACGUACCCGAACCCCAUGAGUAUGUCGCCCCUCAACAGCGCCGCUUCAAGAAGCUAGGAAUGUCCCGUACAUCAUCUUCCCAAAGCUUGAGCAAGGUGCGACCUGGAUUGUCGAAGAAUGCAAGCAGUGCAUCCACAACUACCCAGACCGGAACAACAACGCCUACGCCUCCCGCCCAGGGGUCGACUUUGAACCCUGAGUUCCUGUCUCCUGAGCAAGCCCUCGCAGGAGCCGGUGCGCAAACUGCCGAGCUUGAGGCAGACGAUGCGGAAUUUCACGACUUCAGCGUCGCCCUGAAGAUGAAGGACGCCAAGAAGUGGGAGGCCAAGCACAACCCGGUCCUCUACAUCCGCGCCAAAUACGUCCCUUACCCGGCUUUGCGACAACAAUUUUGGAGAUCGAUGCUCAAGCAAUACGACACCGAUGAGAGCGGCCGCAUCAGCAAGAUCGAGCUGACUACGAUGCUUGACACCCUCGGAUCAACGUUGCGCGAGUCAACCAUUGAUAGCUUCUUCCAGCGUUUCCCCCACAGAGCCCAAGGCGAUGACAUAUCGGACCUGACAUUCGACGAAGCUGUGAUAUGCUUGGAGGAUCAGUUGGAGGCUAAGAGCCGCCCACAACUCAGCGUCACAGACAGAAUGAAGGGUAUGCUGCCGGAUGCUGACAAGGUCAAGAAUCUGCUCUCUGCUCAAGGCACCAGCAACGUUCCCGGCGGUCUACCGGCAGAAGGGUCUAGCUCAUCCGAUGGAACUCUCGACGUUCCGGAGCUCAGCACUCCUGGCGAGGAAGGUGAAUUGCUCGACCGGGACGACCUGGCUGAGGACCGUGCCGGCGAGGAGCAUGUGGUCGAAAUCAGAGAGUGCCCCAUCUGCCACCAGCCGCGCUUGAACAAGCGCAAGGAUACCGACAUCAUCACUCACAUUGCAACCUGCGCAAGCCAGGAUUGGAGACAAGUCAACAACCUCGUCAUGGGCGGCUUCGUCACCGCUAGCCAGGCCCAGCGCAAGUGGUACUCCAAGGUCAUCACAAAGAUCUCGUACGGCGGUUACAAGCUGGGAGCCAAUUCCGCAAAUAUCCUUGUGCAAGACCGAAUCACUGGCCAAAUCAACGAGGAGAAGAUGAGCGUCUACGUCAGACUAGGCAUUCGCCUGUUGUACAAGGGACUGAAGUCGAGCAACAUGGAGACCAAGCGAAUUCGCAAGAUGCUCAAGAGCAUGAGUGUUAAGCAGGGCAAGAAGUUUGAUGAUCCGGCUUCUAAGGCUGAGAUCCCCAAAUUUAUUGAGUUCCACCGCCUCGACAUGUCUGAGGUGCUCCUUCCAACAGAAGAGUUCAAGAACUUCAAUGAGUUCUUCUACAGAGCUUUGAAACCCGAAGCUCGCCCAUGCUCGGCCCCUGACCGUCCUGACGUUGUCGUGUCUCCCGCCGACUGUCGCAGCGUUGUCUUCAACAGUGUGAACCAGGCGACCCAGGUUUGGAUCAAGGGCCGCGAGUUCUCCAUCAAGCGCUUGCUUGGUGAUGCUUAUCCCGAAGACGUGAAGCGGUUCGAGAAUGGCGCUCUUGGUAUCUUCCGUUUGGCGCCCCAGGAUUACCAUCGCUUCCACAUCCCUGUGGAUGGUGUUUUGGGCAAGCCCAAGACGAUUGCGGGAGAAUAUUACACGGUGAACCCCAUGGCCAUCCGUUCCGCUCUCGAUGUCUACGGCGAAAACGUCCGAGUUCUCUGCCCAAUCGAUAGCCCGACUCACGGCCGCGUCAUGGUCAUCUGUGUUGGUGCCAUGAUGGUUGGCAGUACUGUGAUUACGCAGAAGGAGGGCGCGCAAGUGAAUCGUGCCGAUGAACUCGGCUACUUCAAAUUUGGUGGCAGCACGAUCGUAUUGCUAUUCGAGCCGGGCAAGAUGAAGUUCGAUGACGACCUGACUGACAACUCCAACGGGGCUCUCGAGACCCUAGUUCGCGUAGGCAUGUCUGUCGGACACGCCCCCGACCAGCCUCAGUGGGAACCCGACAUGCGAAAGGACGCAAAGGACGUCACCGAUGCCGAGAAGAAGGACGCCAAACGCCGUAUUGGAGGCAGCCUCGGCAGCGAAGAGUCAUCCAGUGGCGAAGAUACUCCGAACGCCAGCGCCGGCAUCACCACGCACGCUGCGUCGGCCAUGUAG